Molecule: messenger RNA, 1122 nt
Organism: Beta vulgaris subsp. vulgaris (sugar beet)
Lineage: Eukaryota; Viridiplantae; Streptophyta; Magnoliopsida; Caryophyllales; Amaranthaceae
Exons: 1
Coding region: 1-1122 (373 amino acids)
Source: RefSeq, a predicted model, not a curated record
AUGCUCAGUUUGGCCUUGUCCAAAUCUUGGUCUAUUCACCAGCUUGAUGUGAAGAAUGCUUUUCUUCAUGGUGAUCUCAAAGAAACUGUGUACUUGCAUCAACCUCUGGGAUUUAGGGACCCGGCUCGCCCUAAUCAUGUGUGUCUCUUGAAGAAAUCACUAUAUGGUCUUAAGCAGGCUCCUCGGGCAUGGUAUAUGAGGUUUGCUGAUUUUGUAUCCACUCUUGGAUUUAUUCAUAGUAAGUCUGAUCACUCUUUGUUUAUCUAUCGCCAUGGUUCUCAUGUGGCAUAUCUCUUAUUAUAUGUUGACGAUAUUAUUCUCACUGCUUCAUCUGAUGAGUUACGCCAGUCUAUCAUAGCCAGCCUGAGCUCGGAAUUCGCUAUGAAAGACCUUGGUUCUUUGAGUUAUUUUUUGGGUAUUGCAGUCACUCGUCAUGCAGGUGGUUUAUUUUUAUCUCAGCGAAAAUAUGCUCUUGAGAUUAUUGAGCGUGCUGGCAUGGCCUCAUGUAAACCAUCUCCCACUUCCGUUGACACAAAACCCAAGAUGAGUGCUCAUGCGAGCACUCCUUAUGAGGACCCUUCUCAUUAUCGCAGUCUAGCAGGAGCUCUUCAGUAUCUUACCUUCACUAGGCCUGAUAUUUCCUAUGCGGUUCAGCAGGUGUGUCUCUUCAUGCAUGCUUCCUGUGACGAGCAUAUGCAGGCCCUUAUUAAGCGCAUUGUGCGCUACAUACAGGGUACUAUUGAUCAUGGGUUGCAUUUGUAUCCUUCUUCUGCUUCCACUCUAGUGUCUUACACUGAUGCAAAUUGGGGUGGGUGUCCUGACACCCGACGAUCUACUUCCGGGUAUUGUGUGUUCCUUGGGGACAACUUGGUCUCAUGGUCUGCUAAACGCCAACCCACUUUGUCCCGGUCUAGUGCGGAAGCAGAGUAUCGGGGGGUGGCCAAUGUUGUUUCUGAAACCUGCUGGCUACGCAACCUACUACGAGAACUUCAUUGCCCUAUUCUAAAAGCUACACUAGUGUACUGUGACAAUGUUAGUGCUAUUUACUUAUCAGGUAAUCCGGUCAAUCAUCAGCGCACUAAACACAUUGUGCUUGAUAUUCAUUUUGUACGUGAAAAGUAA